CAUUGCCAGUCCCGAAGAAAGCAAGUUGCCUGGCGCGCGAGGGCAAGAGCUCUCGGACCGAAGAGAAAGCAGCGUGGAGGAACCCCAGCGGGCAUCCUCGGGUGUCCUAAUAUUCCCUCCCCUACCGCCACCGCUCUCACUUUUCUCUCGGGGAUCUGCAGCGGCGGCAGCGUCGCUCGGCCGGAGCAUCCGCGUACCAGCAACGCGCGCCUGGCACUGCUGUCGGAAGCAGCCUGGCUCUUCGUGGCUGGAAAGCAGCCGGAGCGGCGAGGCAAGAGAAGGAGGGGGCGCUUCGCCCGUCCAGCCGGCUCAGUCCGUGUCGGUGCCCCUCACGCUGCUCUUGUUUACCGGGCGGGAACCAUGACCUCGGUGCUGGAGAGCAGCCGAACCUCUGGAGGAGCCGGCGGUCAGCUGAAAGGCAAGUCUAAGCGGCGGCGAAGGCGGCGUUCCAAGAGGAAAGCAGAGAAUUCAGGAUGGGUUCAUACCCUGCUUCCCAGGAUCUCACACCGAUUGCAGGAACGUUGUAACACCCAGUUUGGCACAUGGCUGGAUGCCACAGAUCACCGCCUCUCCGCACAAUCAGAAACACCACAUGAAAAGGGAAGCAUUUUGUCAACUUUCAUUGCACCCCUGAAGUAUUUGAAUCCUUCAGCAGCCAACAUGGAAAAUGAGGAGAAUUUAAAUAUAAGCAGUGCUGAAGUAAAGGAGAACCGUAACAUUGGCAAUUUAGAAGAUCACUCAGUUACUUCUAAUGAAAGAUCAAGAGUAGCAGCUUCCAGGGUUAAGAGAAAAAGGCCUCUAGAAGAGGGCAACAGUGGACAUUUCUGCAAAUUUCAGCUCAUCUGCAAGAAGAUCUCAUGGACUGUAACACCAAAGAAUGCCCUGGUUCAGCUACAUGAACUUAAACCUGGUUUACAAUAUAAAAUGAUUUCCCAAACAGGCCCUGUCCAUGCCCCAGUAUUUGCAGUUGCUGUGGAGGUCAACGGACAUACAUUUGAAGGCACUGGUCCAACAAAAAAGAAAGCCAAAAUGAGAGCUGCUGAACAAGCCCUCAAGUCAUUUGUGCAGUUUCCCAAUGCAUCUCAAGCUCACUUUGCCAUGGGGAAUUGUUUCAACCCGUCUACGGACUUUACAUCAGACUUAGAAGACUUCCCAGACACUCUGUUCAAGGAGUUCGAACCGUCUGCACACAAUAAAGAAUUCUCAGUCUGUACCCCGGUUAAUAACGAAUUGCUUUCUAAGGCCUGCCGUCAAGGGAAACUGCUCUAUCACACGUUGGACUUCAUGGGCCACCCUAAACAAAACAAGCACAAGAUGGCGUCCACCGCCAAGAGUGAAAAGAACCCAGUGGUGUUGCUCAAUGAGCUGCGGUCUGGACUGAGGUACGUCUGCCUUUCGGAGACUGUGGAGAAGCAGCAUAUCAAGAGUUUUGUGAUGGCUGUGAGAGUGGAUGGGAGAACAUUUGAAGGCUCGGGACAUAGCAAGAAGCUGGCUAAAGGUCAAGCAGCACAGGCUGCGCUGCAGGCCCUCUUUAACAUUCGUCUGCCCAGUCACAUUCCCAGCAGGAGCAAAUGUAAUCAUUUGCCACAGGAAUUUGCUGAUUCCGUGUACCAAAUUAUUACAGAGAAAUUUCAGGAGGUGACUGAUAACUUUGCUGCCCUCCAUGCAUGUCACAGAUCCCUUGCAGGAAUUGUAAUGACUAGAGGUAUGGACAUUCAUCAGGCUCAGGUUAUUGUGCUCUCUUCAGGCACUAAAUGCCUAAAUGGAGAAUACCUAAAUGAUCAAGGACUCGUUGUCAAUGAUUGCCAUGCAGAAAUUGUGGCUAGGAGAGCUUUCAUUCACUUCCUCUACUCACAGUUGGAGCUGCACUUGAGCAGACAACAAGAAGACAGCGAGCGAUCAAUCUUUGUGCGGUUAAAAGAGGGAGGCUACAGGCUAAAAGAGAACAUUCUGUUCCAUUUAUACGUGAGCACAUCACCUUGUGGAGAUGCACGCCUCAAUUCCCCCUAUGAAAUCACAUCUGACUUGAAUAGCAUUAAGCACAUAGUAAGAAAAUAUCGUGGGCAUCUUCGAACGAAGAUUGAAUCUGGAGAAGGAACCAUUCCAGCUCGAUGUACCAAUGGAAUUCAGACUUGGGAUGGCGUGUUGCUGGGGGAACAGCUAAUCACAAUGUCUUGCACAGACAAAAUUGCCAGAUGGAAUGUCCUUGGGUUACAAGGCGCACUUCUUAGCUACUUCAUCGAGCCAGUAUAUUUGCAUAGCAUUAUUGUGGGAAGCCUCUCUCACACUGGUCACCUUUCACGGGUAAUAAGCCAUAGAUUAGAAGAUGUUGGUCAACUUCCAGCUUCAUACCGGUGUAAUCAGCUUCUCCUGAGUGGAGUGAGUAACGCUGAAAGGAGACGGGCUGGGAAAUCUCCUGGUUUCAGUGUGAAUUGGAUAGCAGGCACAGCAGACUUAGAGCUUAUUAAUGCCACAACAGGGAAAAAAAACUGUGGGAGUUGUUCACGACUCUGCAAGCACAUGUUUUACACUCAGUGGGCAAAGCUUUAUGGAAAGCUGAGCACACCGAUAUCAAGCCAUGGAGAAGUGCCAUCAGUGUACAGCGAGGCCAAGUUGGUGGCACAUGUCUAUCAGUCUGCCAAACAGCAGCUGUUCAGAGCAUUUCAGAAGGCAGGCUUGGGCACUUGGGUGAAAAAACCCCCAGAGCAAGAUCAAUUUCUACUCGUGGUGUGA
Ahaetulla prasina is the source of this 2733-nucleotide messenger RNA. RefSeq names its product adenosine deaminase RNA specific B2 (inactive) (gene ADARB2). Gene Ontology annotation, biological process: RNA processing; adenosine to inosine editing. Lineage: Eukaryota; Metazoa; Chordata; Lepidosauria; Squamata; Colubridae. The transcript has 11 exons. The record is from RefSeq and is a predicted model, not a curated record. The coding region runs from base 361 to 2733 and encodes 790 amino acids. Gene Ontology annotation, cellular component: cytoplasm; nucleolus. Gene Ontology annotation, molecular function: double-stranded RNA adenosine deaminase activity; double-stranded RNA binding; tRNA-specific adenosine deaminase activity.